Messenger RNA from Vigna angularis (adzuki bean), 2049 nucleotides. RefSeq lists its product as uncharacterized. The coding region runs from base 267 to 1808 and encodes 513 amino acids. Gene Ontology annotation, cellular component: cytoplasm; Cul4-RING E3 ubiquitin ligase complex. The transcript has 5 exons. Gene Ontology annotation, molecular function: protein binding. Lineage: Eukaryota; Viridiplantae; Streptophyta; Magnoliopsida; Fabales; Fabaceae. The record is from RefSeq and is a predicted model, not a curated record.
UUCGACGAUCAUCUAUAUCAACAUCCAUCCAUUCAUCGCCAUCACCAUGAUAGCACACGCCCACUCUCUCGCACACAUAUAACUGUGUGUUCUCCCAUCACUGCUUUUGUUUUGUUCCAUUCCUCUGCAACCAAACCUAUCUAUCUAUUUCUUUAUAUUGAAUAUUGUUCCUCCUCUUCAAGGUAUCCAUAAUCAUCCUUCAUAGCUCAUCAUUCUUCAAUCUCUGUUUGCUCAAUCCAAUUCUUUUUCUUAUUCCACUGGGUAGGAUGAACAAGAGGCCUAUAACCGCCGUCUACAAGGCCAUUCCUGAUCUCUGUCAUCGAGAACUCGGCCAUCUACCGCCCAGAAAUUUCGCUCAUCGACUUGGCGCCUCCGAGGAUCUUGUCCUUCGACUUGAUGUGCUCAGGAAACUGCAGAAGCACAGAGGUUGUGUCAACACUGUCAGCUUCAAUACUGAUGGGGACAUUCUGGUGUCCGGUUCUGAUGAUUUUAGGGUUAUUCUCUGGGACUGGGAAACUGGCCGUAUCAAGCUCUCUUUCCAUUCCGGUCACAAUAACAAUGUUUUCCAGGCCAAGAUCAUGCCUCACUCUGAGGAUCGAAGCAUUGUCACCUGUGCUGCUGAUGGACAGGUUAGACAUGCUAAAAUUCUUGAAAAUGGAGGAGUGGAAACUAAGUUUCUGGCCAAGCAUCAAGGAAGGGCUCAUAAAUUGGCUAUUGAACCCGGUAGCCCUCAUAUAUUUUAUACAUGUGGUGAAGAUGGAUUAGUACAGCAUUUUGAUCUGAGAACUGGGGUCGCAACAGAACUUUUUACAUGCCAGCCAAUCCAGGAUAGAUGGAACUAUAUGCCAGUCAUCCAUCUUAAUGCUAUUGCAAUUGAUCCAAGGAACCCAAAUCUCUUUGCCGUUGCUGGGACUGAUGAAUAUACUAGACUCUAUGAUAUUCGCAAGUAUAAAUGGGAUGGAUCUACAGAUUUUGGUCAACCAACCGACUUCUUUUGUCCUCCUCACUUGAUUGGUGACGAGCGGGUUGGAAUAACAGGCUUGGUCUUUUCUGAACAAAGAGAGCUGCUUGUGUCAUACAAUGACGAGUUUAUUUACCUUUUUACCCAAGAUAUGGGUUUGGGACCCGACCAUGAACCUGGGUUUCCUAAAUCUAUGAACUGUGAUGCAGGUGAACUUGGAUUUAGUCAUGGAUCUGUGUGGUCUCAAUCCAACAUGGAUGGCGAUGAAAAAAUCACCCCACAAGUAUUUAAGGGACACAGGAAUUGUGACACAGUUAAGGGUGUCAACUUUUUUGGACCCAACUGUGAGUAUGUGGUGAGUGGGUCGGACUGUGGUCGUAUUUUUGUAUGGAAAAAGAAGAGUGGUCAGCUUAUUCGUGUCAUGGAAGCAGAUAAGCAUGUUGUGAAUUGCAUUGAGUCCCAUCCUCAUACAAUGGUUCUUGCAAGCAGUGGUAUUGAGCAUGACAUCAAGAUAUGGACUCCAAAGGCCCUUGAGAAAGCUACUCUGCCCAAAAUUAUUCAACAGGUUCACGUGUGUGAUCGUGUUCAUUGGUUUUCAAUUGGUGGUGGUGGUUUUGAUGAAGAUUAUCUUAUCAUGUCUGAGGUUGAAUUUGCGGAUGGGAUUUCUGAGAGUGAUGAUGAUGAAGAGGACGAAGAAGAUGAUGAUGAGAAUGUGAAUGGUUAUGAUUGUGAUUAUAAUUAUGAAUAUGAUUAUUAUGAUGAUGAAGAGGAGGAGGAGGAAGAAGAGGAAGAGGAGAAGGAGAGCAAAGAGGGUGACAGUGAUGAUUGUGAUGAAGAUGAUGGGUGAUUAUAUCAGUGAUUAUGAUGGUGAGAACAAUAAAGUUGAUGAUGAUGAUAAAUGACAAUGACACGAUGAUAAUUUUGGUGGUGGUUGUAAUGAUGCAAAUUGAUGGAAAAUUUUGUGUCCCACAGAAACCGAAGGCUAGGGGCUGGAUGUACCGGAUAGCAUCUCCUGAAGACCUGAUGUUGCAACUGUUAUCACUUCCAAGACGAAGGCUUAGGACAGAAAACAAUGGAGAAAACUCAAC